CUCACACUUCUUGGCUUCUCUGAAGGGCACCCCAUGUGUUUUUGAGGAAUAAAGAAAGGCAAAGCAGGAGGAAUUUCUAGCAGUCUAGCUUCUCCAAAACUAGUCUUCUAACAAAGGAAAGGCUUUCUACCUCUAGCUGCUCCAGGAAACCGUAGUCUCACAAAAGUUUCCUAAUUUGGUAGUUGUUUGUUUUCAAAAGCUCAUGUUUGCUUAUCUCACCCAGAAAGACUUCCUUUGAAACCCCCUCGAUUUCAAAGCUCAGAAAGAUUUGAACUUUGAAGUGAAUACUAUAAAGGGUUCUUGCAGCUUUGAGUUAUGAAGAGGAUCAGUAGAUCAGAUUCUUUGGGUAACUUGAUCCCCAGUUACCCAUUAAAAGAAGAGGGGAAGCAUAAUACAAGUAACAACUCCAACAAUGGUGGUUAUAGCAAGGAGUUCCAGGCAAUGUUGGAUUCUUAUGACCAAGAAGAUUGCGGUGAAGAAAGCUCAGUGAAGAAAAGGCGCUUAAGCUCACAGCAAGUAAAGGCUUUGGAGAUAAGCUUUGACGUUGAAAACAAGCUAGAGCCAGAGAGAAAGGUGAAACUAGCUGAGGAAUUAGGCUUAGAACCAAGACAAGUAGCUAUUUGGUUCCAAAACCGCAGAGCACGUUGGAAGACUAAGCAGUUGGAAAGAGAUUACGGUGUGCUGAAAGCUGAUUAUGAUGCCUUGAAGAACAAUUAUGAUAGCCUUGAGAGAGAGAACAGAGUUCUAUCUGAAAAGGUGAAAGAGCUAAAAGCAAAGAUAUGUAGAGAUAGUGUAGAAAGCGAUCAGUCUGUCAAAGAAGAAUCACCAAUUUCAGUGUACAAGAGCAGUGUGAUGGAGCAAAGUAGAGACCAGGAUUUGAGUGACAAUGGUGACAAUGCAGGGCUAGAUUUGUACAACAACUUGAAGUCCAAAGAUGGAUCAUCAGAUAGUGAUUCAAAUGGAGCUGUGAAGGAAGAGAGCAAUGGCAAUGAGUCUUCUCUGGGGUACAAUGGUCAUUCACUGUCUUCGAAUUCGAUGAACUGGUUUCAUAAAGGGUAUCAUUAUCAAACUCAGUUUGUGAGGAUGGAGGAGCAGAGUAUGUUUAAUGCAGAAGAGUCUUGCAAUUUCUUUUCAGUUGAUCAAGCUCCUAGUCUUCACUGGUAGAAUUAAAAACUAGUUUAAUUAAGAGCUUUGAUGGUUUAAUAAGAUUGGUCUUAAUUUUGUA
Messenger RNA from Argentina anserina (silverweed cinquefoil), 1225 nucleotides. Its product is annotated as homeobox-leucine zipper protein ATHB-6-like. NCBI's taxonomy places the organism in Eukaryota, Viridiplantae, Streptophyta, Magnoliopsida, Rosales, Rosaceae. The record is from RefSeq and is a predicted model, not a curated record. Bases 316 to 1164 code for a protein of 282 amino acids. The transcript is spliced from 3 exons. Gene Ontology annotation, biological process: positive regulation of DNA-templated transcription. Gene Ontology annotation, molecular function: sequence-specific DNA binding; DNA-binding transcription factor activity, RNA polymerase II-specific. Gene Ontology annotation, cellular component: nucleus.